CAAAUAAAUAAAUAUAAUAUCAGAACAAAAAUGCCCGCUUCAAAUACAAUUGUUUUGAAAAGUUUAUCCAUACUUUUGGGUUUAUUUUUCGUUUUUGUGGGUACACUGAAGUUAACGCCUCACAUCAGUAAGGAUUUAUACAAGGAUUUGCGAACAGAAUAUGUCAAAUAUGCUAAAGUAUUUCCCCUGACGGCUCUGUUUGGUGUAAAAAUUCCCUCAAAAUGGUAUCGACGUUCCGUUGGUGUACUGGAAAUUGUAUGUGGUUUGGCCAUGGCGCUUAUUCCAUACCAUAAAGUUAAGAAUGCUGCCAAUAUAACACUCUUAGUAUUAAUGCUACUUGGCAUUUAUCAACAUUGGAUGGUUAGUGAUCCGUUUGAACGUUCCGGACCAGCGUUGGUCUUUACAUUUAUGUUGGGUGGACGCUUGGUUGUAUGGUAUCAGACUAGCCGCAAAGAAGCCGAACAAAUUGCCCAAGCCCAAGCACAAACAAAUGGUGUCAAACAGGAUUAGAAAAUUAAGUAAUACAUUUUGAUACAAU
Messenger RNA from Musca vetustissima, 538 nucleotides. RefSeq names its product novel acetylcholine receptor chaperone. Gene Ontology annotation, biological process: chaperone-mediated protein complex assembly; positive regulation of protein localization to cell surface. The coding region runs from base 31 to 510 and encodes 159 amino acids. The transcript has 4 exons. The record is from RefSeq and is a predicted model, not a curated record. Gene Ontology annotation, cellular component: endoplasmic reticulum. Lineage: Eukaryota; Metazoa; Arthropoda; Insecta; Diptera; Muscidae.